AUGGCGAAGGAACUCAAGGACAGCCUGGAAAGCUGCUCGGCCGAGGAGGUCGACCGUUUGCUUGGCGACCUCGCCCCCGAGACCUGCGACGCCUUGGCGGCAGCGCUGGCGAAGCGCAAGGCUGCAUCUUCUUCGAGCACACACUAUCGAGAGGAGGCCAUCCGAAAGCAGCUGGCCUCCGAGUUCGCGUCUACACGCAAGGGAGCUGACUCAGACCAUUUCUUUCACAGCCUCAGCUGCACGCUGACGGCCACACUGCAGAAGCAGUAUGCCACGCACGUCGCGGAGGUCACCUCAUCCAUCCAGCGCGCGCACGACGAGUCGCUGGAGAAGGAGCGGAACACUUUCAAGACCGCCUUGCUCUCCUUGGCCGAGCGCUUGGCUCCGAGAGAAGGCGAUGCAGGCGAGACCAACGAGCCACUGGCAGAUGGGGAUCGCGUUUUCCUGGAAGCGGCCCAGCUCCAGCAGCAGGUUGCCGCUGUCUCAGCUGUUUUGCAUCCGAACCUGGAUGCCACAGAAGUGCCCUACACGCAGGAGCCGUCGGGCCAAAACGUGGACAUGGGAGAGCGGGGGGGUGGUUUCGGUUGCUUUUAUCGGCAUCUUGCCUUCUGA
Molecule: messenger RNA, 612 nt
Organism: Symbiodinium natans
Lineage: Eukaryota; Dinophyceae; Suessiales; Symbiodiniaceae
Source: the annotation of a GenBank genome assembly